GAUCGACAGGUGCGGCGGCGAGCCGGAAGGAGGGCGAGCGCGGAGCCGUUGGUGGCGUGGGGCUGCGUGGAGGGGGCGGCUGCGCGCCCGGGGCCAUGGCCCUGAGCAGGAGGGAAGUGUUCAUAGGGAAAGUACUGAAACGACUCUUUGCUGAAACCUCAUCUUCUGUUGUGCGUACUUUGAAUGGAGAAGAGAAGACGGUUCUUGGAAACCUGGGCUCGAAAUCCAAAGAGAAGGAUUCAGAAAAUGUUCAGACUUCGUCAGUGGAUGCUGGUACAUCAGGUGAUACACACUGCCAAUCACUUCAAGGUAGUGACAAUACAAUUCUGCCUCCAAGGAGAAUGUACACAGUGAAUCUUCCUCCUGAGGGUUAUGUUGCAGUUGCUCCAGAUACUGAUAGUGUCUCAGUUUCUGAAAACUCAGGAAGUAGUGCUGACUCAACAGAGGAGGAAUAUCAAGGACAAACCAAGAGAAAGCGCAAUCGAAGGAAGAAACAGAAGAACAAUUUGCAAAACCAUAAUAAAUUACAUGGAGGAAAAAGAGAAUCUGGAAUUCAAGAGACUCUUUUGCAAGAUAAUUUACCGCUGCAGCUGAUAGACAGCCCCAAAAUAAGCAAAAACAAAAAGAGGAAAAUGAAAAAAAAGCGACAAAAAGAAAAAAUGAGAGCAGCUGGCUUGCUAACAAAAACUACUGGUGUGGAUUUUACAUAUCAGCCUGACAAAAACAACAGUGAAGAAGGAGCAGACUUUAAAGACAUAGAUGAAAAAGCAGAUAGUAUUCUGGACUUCUUACAGGCAACACAACAAAUUUAUUUUGCUGACAAUAAAUCAGAAUGCACAGAUCCAGCUAUAAAUUCAGCAACUGUCCAAGAGCUUUUACAAAAUAUUGAAUCUCGCAACGUGGCUUCCUCAGAUGUGACUCUUCUACAUCAGCUGAAAUCCCUUGUGUUGCUACAGGAUAUUGAGAGAUUGAAGAAUGCUUUGCAACAAUUCCAAGAACAUUCCCUGAUGCCUCCUGAUCAUAUCAAGAUCAUCUCUUCUCUGUUUCACUACUGGAUUACAGAUAUCCUUCCUGUGAGGAACAGGAAAUAAACCCUUGCCUGUGUCCAUAUGUGUGGGCUUAAAAUGUAAUAAACAGACUCUUAACCAAGUAGCAAUUGUUCAGGAAGAGCAGUGUCAAUAUACAUUCUACAUAUUCAGGUAAAUGAAUAGUUUUUCAUUGCUAUAAACUCUGGAAGACAAUAAACAGGAUAAAAGUAUAUGUGAUUUUUGUGCUUGGUUGGUCAAGAACAUGCGUAUGCUGUAUGGCCUGAGUCUGUAGUUGGAUCAGUAUGUUUAUUUCCCUUUAGGAUAAAGGCAUUAGCUAGAA
Molecule: messenger RNA, 1368 nt
Organism: Rhea pennata
Lineage: Eukaryota; Metazoa; Chordata; Aves; Rheiformes; Rheidae
Gene: ERICH1
Product: glutamate rich 1
Exons: 6
Coding region: 96-1091 (331 amino acids)
Source: RefSeq, a predicted model, not a curated record